AUGGUACAAUUAUCAUGGUUCCCCCUGUUCCGAAACGUUCAUGAAAUCACAGGCCUGAAUAAAUGCGCAUUGGCCCGGCCCGACCCGACCCGUCCUGUCUGCUCUCAGUCUUCUUCGAAGAAAUUUGUUGCAGCUAAAUGGCCCUUUGUUUCACAGGAAAGUUGCGCUAGAACCUCACUGGUUUUGCACUGGAAUUGUGAGUGGUGGCUUCAAGGCUGGCAGUGUCAUCAAGUAACAAUGCUUGCUAGGCAAUGGUUGAGAUCCGGCCUGCGAACAUGGUCCGCAGCUCGACCCAUGCUUGCACGCGGAUUUGCAGCGGAGGCAGAGGCUCCUGCUGCGGAGGCAAUUGUUCCGGAAACUUUUAAACAGGACUGGAAAAAAGUUGCUCCAAAUUACGAUUUGCCACAUUUCCCAAGCGAAUACAUGGCUGCUCGACCUUCAGUUCCCACCACCUUGCCCACCAAGCUCACGGUGAAUUUCGUGCUUCCCCACGAAUUUGAGAUGCAGGCCAAGGAGGUAGACAUGGUCAUUGUGCCAGCGACAUCAGGGCAGAUGGGAGUCUUGCCCGGCCACGUCCCAACCAUCGCAGAGAUGAAGCCUGGAAUCAUGUCGGUUCAUGAGGGCACUGAUGUGAAAAACUAUUUUGUGAGCAGUGGGUUUGCUUUUGUGCACGCCAAUUCCGUUGCUGACAUUGUUGCAAUUGAGGCAGUUCCUUUGGAUAGAUUUGACCCCGAAGAAGUGAGAAAGGGUGUCCAGGAAUACACUCAGAAGGUUUCUAAUGCAAAGGAGGAUUUGGAGAGAGCAGAAGCGCAAAUUGGCCUCGAGGUACACAGUGCUUUGCAAGCAGCAUUAGGCGCUACUGCAUAAGAUUUUGUUGAGGUUCACUCGACGAAGUUUUGAAAAGAUUGCAAGCCUUCCAGUAUUUCUACCCCUUUCCCUUGAGAUUUUUCGUCUCUUGCUUAAUAAUAAAUAAUAAUGAGUAGUGCCUCUGAGUUAGGUAUGUUGUUUUGAUUCCUGAAA
Molecule: messenger RNA, 1020 nt
Organism: Physcomitrium patens
Lineage: Eukaryota; Viridiplantae; Streptophyta; Bryopsida; Funariales; Funariaceae
Product: ATP synthase subunit delta', mitochondrial
Biological process (GO): proton motive force-driven ATP synthesis
Molecular function (GO): proton-transporting ATP synthase activity, rotational mechanism
Source: RefSeq, a predicted model, not a curated record